Aplysia californica (California sea hare) is the source of this 903-nucleotide messenger RNA. RefSeq names its product calmodulin. Gene Ontology annotation, cellular component: myosin II complex. NCBI's taxonomy places the organism in Eukaryota, Metazoa, Mollusca, Gastropoda, Aplysiida, Aplysiidae. The record is from RefSeq and is a predicted model, not a curated record. The transcript has 2 exons. The coding region runs from base 293 to 595 and encodes 100 amino acids. Gene Ontology annotation, molecular function: calcium ion binding.
AACAAUCCAAAUUCAGAAACUCCCGUUUCUGAAAUCAAACCAGUGUCGCCGGUAAUAACUCACUGUCCUAAAAUAGUAUGCACUAUGUAGUUGAAACUAAUUUAUCUUUAUUUCCCCCUUACCCUUUUAUAUGAGAUUGGCGCCAUCUGAUUAGUAGAAAAAGGGCAUUCAAGACAGUGUCCAAUAGUGUGCUACGUGCAUACUAACUAUGACAUGUAACUGUUACAGAUAGAGGUUCAAGGAAUAAAAGAUGUUAGUCUGAGAUCUGAGAGCAAUGAUAAUUUUAUAAAUAAUGGUGGGGAUGAGUGAUGGUGUGGGAGUGUGUUUAAGUUAUGUUAGGGUUAUUCCUAUCUUCCUCUGCUCCAAUGAGUCACGAGGGACGUUGAAACUGAUUUAUCAUUACUUUCACAAGGUACUGGACAAAACUGGAAGUGGUCGUAUUACAGUUUCUGACUUCCGGCAUUUUAUGACGACGAUGGGAGAGCGCAUGACAGUAGAAGAAGCGGAAGAGCUCAUAGCUCGAUCCACGCAGGACGGAAAAGAUUAUAUAGAAUACAGAGACUUGGUGCAGGCUGUCCAGCACCUUCCCACGUGACAGCAACACGUGGCCGCAGACUUGGCUUGUCUCCGGACGCCCCUCGUGACGUCACAGCCUCCCUUACUUCCUGAUCCGGUAUAUCGCUGUUCCACGUGCACCGCGGGCCGCGCGCACCAGCACCGCAGUGCACCACCGGAGUGCACCACCGUACGUCUGUGACAGUGAUGUCGUGCACUCUCCCAAAGGCGGUUUCACCAACGAAUUCAGAUACACUGCUAAUAUUUCGCCACUUCCAUUCUCGUUAUUGUUGUUUUGGUUUUCUUUUUAACCCGUUGUUGUUAUUGUUCUUCUUCGCGUUGUUGUUG